Nannospalax galili (Upper Galilee mountains blind mole rat) is the source of this 3683-nucleotide messenger RNA. RefSeq names its product protein tyrosine phosphatase 4A1 (gene Ptp4a1). The record is from RefSeq and is a predicted model, not a curated record. The transcript has 5 exons. Gene Ontology annotation, biological process: protein dephosphorylation. Gene Ontology annotation, cellular component: nucleus. Gene Ontology annotation, molecular function: protein tyrosine/serine/threonine phosphatase activity. The coding region runs from base 99 to 620 and encodes 173 amino acids. NCBI's taxonomy places the organism in Eukaryota, Metazoa, Chordata, Mammalia, Rodentia, Spalacidae.
GCACAUUUUUGUAUCAGUUUUUUUUUUUUUUUAAUUCUUUCAUAACCCUAUUGAGCGAUUUCUUUUUUUUUCUUUUUCUUUUUUUAAACUAAAUCAACAUGGCUCGAAUGAACCGCCCUGCUCCUGUGGAAGUCACAUACAAGAACAUGAGAUUCCUUAUUACACACAAUCCAACCAAUGCAACCUUAAACAAAUUUAUAGAGGAACUUAAGAAAUAUGGAGUUACCACAAUAGUAAGAGUAUGUGAAGCAACUUACGACACUACUCUUGUGGAGAAAGAAGGCAUUCGUGUUUUUGAUUGGCCUUUUGAUGAUGGUGCACCACCAUCCAACCAAAUUGUUGAUGACUGGUUGAGUCUCGUGAAGAUCAAGUUCCGUGAAGAACCUGGUUGUUGCAUUGCUGUCCAUUGUGUUGCAGGCCUUGGGAGAGCUCCAGUGCUGGUUGCCCUAGCAUUAAUUGAAGGUGGAAUGAAAUAUGAAGAUGCAGUGCAGUUCAUAAGACAAAAGCGUCGUGGAGCUUUUAACAGCAAGCAACUUUUGUACCUGGAGAAGUACCGUCCUAAAAUGCGGCUGCGCUUCAAGGAUUCCAAUGGUCAUAGAAACAACUGUUGUAUUCAAUAAACUGGGGUGCCUGACGCCAUUGCCUUGGAAGUGGAACUUCGGAUGGGACCCAGUUUGUCAUACAUAAUUAGCCAACAUGUUGGCUUGAAUAAGUCUAAUGAAGCUUCCACAGGAGUAUUGAACCAGUGUUACCAGGCCGUGCAAGCUUGACAGGAUUGCAACCUCUGUGUUUGGGUUACGAUUGGCCUGUUUGGACACUUAGCAAAAGAUUUUUGCUGGUCAGCAAUUAAAAUGUGCUUAUUAUUUGUACCAAUUGACCGUUCCCAAAAUUCUAUGGUAUCGAGUUAUGUCUUUAAAUGUAUUCCUGUGCCAGAAUCUUAUCAAUAAAUAAGGGAUUUAGAACAAUUAGGUGCCAAAAUACCCAGCACAAAACUUACAUAUUUUUAGUAUCAUGUAAAACCAAAAUCCCAGGACCUAAGAACACUCUAGACCUUCCAUGGUUUAUUCCUUCAGUCAUUUCAAACACUGUAAGGCCUCUCUGGUUAUUCGCCUGUUUGCUCUGUUUACAUCUCCCACACUCAUACCAGGUUUGCUUAGCCAUGGAAUUUUUUUUAACCAGGUCUUAUGGUGAUUAUUUAAUGUCUUUCUAUGUCUUAUGUGCUGUUAUGGGAAACCUCCAUUUUUUAAAAUCUACACUGUUACAGAAGCACAUAUCUUUAAUAAUGUCUCCAGACAGAAAGCCUUAUAGUUUAAUUUAAUGUUUGCACUCAGAGGUGCAGCUUAACAGGGAGGGCCUGAGAAACAAAUGGGAGGGGCUAUUAAAUAUUUUUAGUAAAAUGUUGCCUUUGUCUUGUGCAGAACAUGUAGAAUAUGCUCUUUAAUUUAGCAAAUAUUUUUAAAAGGUAGAGAUGCAUCAUUGUAGCUAAACAAUUCUUAAUCAAAAUUUCUAAAAUUCUUGUAAAUUUUUUUCUGUACCUAUGGGAAAUUGUUUUGCAACUUAUUGUUUGAAUUCUGGUUUUUCUCCCUUCUCUCCCUAACCUCUCUUGCAAAAAAAGUGGGUCCUGCUAAUGAACUGAGCAGACAUCUAAUAUUUUAUAUGCCUUUUGAGCUAUGUAACUUAAUAAUUGGAUACUUGAUAAUUUGUUUUAUUAUGUAAUCAAUAAAAUGGUGAUGUGUAUUAAUGUUAGUUCAACCAUAUAUUUAUACUGUCUGGGAAUGUGUGGUUAUAGUUCUGUGGGAGAAAUAAUUUGUCAGUGUUCACCAGCUUGUAAAAACUUAGUUCGAGAGCUUAAACAUCUAAAUAAAUAAUGAAAUGCAUUUAUCGUCACAGAGGUUGUUUUGCUUAAAGUUAACUUAUUUUGUAGAAAGCAAUGAAUUGCACUUAAUACCAUUUUAGUUAAGGUUAUGAGUACGGUUUAAUAAGCGCUUUUCAUUCUAAAUUUUCCUUUUAAAAGGUCUAGAUGAUUUUGAACCAAUUGAAUGUUGUGCACUGAGGAAAAAGCUUAUAAUAGUAAACUUUGAUUUUUUUAGAAUUCCUUUCCAUUAUUAGCAGUUUUGUGCAUCUUCAAGUUUCUCAUUGUCAAUUACAUAUAUUUUGAAACUUUUGAACCUGAGUAUUUGGCACAUCAAGGCUUGAUAAAUUUUGUUUCAGUAAUAUGAAAUGCUUCAUUUUAAUAGUUGAUGUUCACUUUAAGUGGACAGGUGUCUAAUUUUUUAAAUAAUAGUUAUAAAUGUAAAACACUCAAUUGAAAAAGUGAUACUCUAUCUUAUGGUUUAAAGAAUUUGUUUAUUUCCUCAACCCAGCUUAGCACUUAAAUACUGACCAUAGUUCUUUAAACCAGAGGCCAUUGGUAUUUGGGAUAAUUUAACUUGAGCUUUUAUUGUGCUUUAAAACAUCAGUUUACUCUUAGAAGGUAGUCUUGAGUAAUUGGUUAUUAUUGAUAUACUAUUACCACACAGCCCAUAAAGCAACAUUCAUGCUUAUGAAGAGAAAAGGUGCCAUGUUGAUUGCUGAAAAAAAUAUCUAAGUUUGAAAAGUUGGAUUAAUUUGCUGUGUUUGUAUAUAUGGUGCUAAAAAUUACUUUGCUUUAUAAACUUAUCUGUACAGUGUACAUGAUGAGAUUUGCUUUUUAUCCAGAUAUUUUGUAUCUGUAAAUGCAGGAAUACCUGUGAUGAUAUCCCCCCAAAAUUUCCUUGUGUGAUAAGAAUUUAAAGAAUUAGGAGCUGAGCUCAUCAAUGCAGGAACAUGUCUGAUGGUGUUACAAAAUUUGGUUACUUAGGGGACUGAGGGUGUAGUUCAGUGGAUAGUGCUUGCCUAGCAUCCAGGAAGCCCUGUGUUUGAUUCCCAGCACCAUAUAAACUAGGCAUAGUGGUGCAGGGGAUCAAAAAGUCAAGGUCAUCCUUAGCUACAUAGUUUGAGGCCAAACUGGGCUACAUGAAACCCUGUUUCUAAAUAAAUACAUAGAAUUUGCUUUCUUGGGCUUUGAUACCUCCAGUGGAUAAUGUAAAUAGUGACUAGCUACCCUGGCUUCUCUAUAGGAACUGUGAUGUUACUGACACAAGUAAUGUGAUUACUGAAUCAUGAGAAAAUCAGUCUCCCGGUGAACAGGAAAACCCUAGAAAUAGGUGCCAUUGGUCAUUUUGCAAUGCUGUACAACCAUUUAUCAUUGCUCCUAGUUCCCAUUGAGCAGUGCUCGCUUAUCCACACUUAACACAGCUCCAUUAUCUAGAAGCAGUCUGCCCAGGCAUGUGAUCACAUCUGGAUAUGUCCUAAGUGAUACACUGUGGUUCCCUCCAUUAGCUAUAGAAUCCCAGUCUCAAGGGAUCUAAAUGUUAAUUGUAUUCUGACAAAUACCUAACUGUGCCAGGCAUGUAGAGUACUGCAAAUAAGUACUCCUUGCCGUAAGAAUGCUUUGUAUUGAAGUUUCAGGAAAUGUAAUUUGGUGAGAAUGCUUCAAAUGGAAGUGUCUUUUUUAAUUUGUAAACGCAAGUUUAAAAAAUACAUGAAGUAGUGUCAGCUGUAAUGUUUAUACUACUACACAUUGAUUCCCUGAAUUAAUGUUUGUGUGUAUGUGCCUCCUUAAACCUGAAUUGAAAAUUAAAGACUGGUUUAAAAGUGUCUGA